UGUUGUCAGCUGUUGUCUUGAGUCCUAUAGCGGACCCUCCUCAGGUCUCUCUGUCACUCUCCUAAAACUGUGGACUGGCUGGUUCAUUGUCUUCCUUUUCUAUUCGAACCUGAACAGACACGUGUAGGCAGAUGAUGGAGGGCAGUGACCAGACCCUUGAGAGCGCCAAUGAACAAGUCAAUGGCAACGAGGAGCAGCCAGAGGACCCCAUGGAGGACUUCAGCAGGCAACUUGAGGAUAUAAUCAACACGUAUGGAGCAGCAUCCAACCUGAUGCAGGAGCAGAUCUCCAUCCUGGAGUCUGAGGAGAAAAAGGCUGAUGAAGACGCAGGGCCCAAAGAAGCUGCUGAGAAGGAGCAGAAAGCUGAUAAGAAACUCCUCAAGGGCCUGGGUAAAGAGGCUGCAUCCAUAUUGCAAAGUCUGAACAAGCUCGGCUCACCAGAAGAGAAAGUGGAAAUGGUGUUGAGGAAAUACACUGAGCUGGUGGAGGAACACAGGACGGAGAAGAAACAGCUGGAGCAGCUUCAGCAGAAACAGGGUCUUCUGGUCAAGCAGAGAGAUCAGCUUCAGUUCGAGCACAGUCGUGCCAUCCUGGCCCGAAGCAAGCUGGAGAUGCUCUGCAGGGAGCUUCAGAGACAUAACAGGACACUGAAGGAGGAGAGUCUGCAAAGGAUGCGGGAGGAUGAAAUGAAGCGGAAGGAGAUCAGCACUCAUUUCCAGAGCACGCUGGUGGACAUUCAGGCUCAGAUCGAGCAGCACAGUAACCGCAACAACAAGCUGUGCCAAGAGAACAGCGAGCUGGCCAGCAAACUCAAGACCAUCAUAGAGCAGUAUGAGCGGCGAGAGGAGACUUUAGAGAAGAUCUUCAAACACAGAGAUCUCCAGCAGAAAGUGUCAGAUGCCAAGCUGGAAGAAGCCAACAUAUUACUCAGACAAGCUGAAGAGAAGCACAAGAGAGAGAAAGAAUAUUUGCUUAGAGAUGCUAUUGAAAAAACAAAGAAAUGCUACACAAUGAGGGAGCAGGAGUUACAGAUGAAGAAACAGCUUGUGUUGUACUCCCAGAAGUUUGAUGAGUUCCAGAACACAUUAGCAAAAAGCAAUGAGAUAUACGCCACUUUCAAACAGGAGAUGGAUAAGAUGACAAAGAAGAUGAAGAAGCUGGAAAAGGAGUCAAGCACAUGGAAGACCCGGUUUGAAAGCUGCAAUAAAGCUCUAGUUGAAAUGAUUGACGAGAGAUCAGAAAAGGGCAAGGAGUUUGAGCUCUUCACUUUAAAAAUCGACCGUCUGGAAACUCUGUGCCGAGUGCUGCAGGAUGAAAGAAAAGGUUUGUACGACAAGAUUAAAGAAAUACGACAUUCAGAAAAGGAGACCUUAGCACCUGCGGUGGACAUGCCCCAAGUAGAUGAUCUUCCAGAGCUCGCUCAACUUCCUAUCCCGGCUCUCAACCCCGUGUUCACCGCAGAGAUGGAGAGGCUGCGAGUGGAACAGGCCCGCCUGCAGGAUUUUGCAGCCUCCUUGAUAAGACCCAUAACAGAUGAUGUUGGAGAAUCGGAUAGUGAGGAAGAGGAAACAGCACAAGUGGAGACAGCACAAGUGGAGACAGCACAAGUGGAGACAGCACAAGUGGAGACAGCACAAGUGGAGACAGCACAAGAGGAGACAGCACAAGUGGAGACAGCACAAGUGGAGACAGCACAAGAGGAGACAGCACAAGUGGAGACAGCACAAGUGGAGACAGCACAAGUGGAGACAGCACAAGUGGAGACAGCACAAGUGGAGACAGCACAAGUGGAGACAGCACAAGUGGAGACAGCACAAGAGAAUCCAGCGAUCGCUGAGACUCCCCAACUUGAGUCCAUUGAACCAACGGAAAAACAGGAAUCGACACAAGAGGAACCCUCUACCGCAGAAGAAAACAAACCCGAGGUUGUUACUGUAAACGAAGAGCAGCCAUUAGAACCAACAAAUCCUGAACCAGCCAUCCCUGAGAUGGAAUCCAAACUUCCUCAAGAGCCUCUACAACCAGAGAUCACAGAAAAACAAGAGUCAGCAAAAGAGGAACCAAGCCAGGAAGAGGUGACAAAAGCAGAAGAGACAGUCGAAGAGGAAUCCACUCAGCCAAAGCCCGUCAUGAAAGAAGAGGACAAAGAUGAAGCUGUUAAACCUGAGCUACCUGAACCAGAACCACCCAAACAAGAGCCCCUCAAAGAGGAGCACGGUCAGAAAGCCGCAGCUGCAUCUGAGGGAGCCAAAGCACCGGCGUCCAAACCUAAGGCCCCAAAAUCCCAAGAGGCCAAAGCGAAGGCCAGCAAAUCCCAGCCUAAAAAACAAGGUUCUGCCAAGAAGAAAGGUCCUGCUAAGGGGCCGAAUAAAAGCUAAGCCGAAAUGCUUAUGCUUUUUAUCAUUUCUAGAUCAGUUUGUUUGACGAGUGUCUUGCCGUUAACGAGUUACAAGUUAUACAGAAGAUGACAGACACGUUCCUUUAAGAGAGUUUAAUUCAAGGAUGAAUUCCUAGCUUACCGAGUGUAAUAUGGACUUUUUUCAACUUGUAAUACUUUCUCAAGUACCCUCAAAUAAACGUCUACUUUUCCUAA
Rhinichthys klamathensis goyatoka is the source of this 2593-nucleotide messenger RNA. RefSeq names its product taxilin beta a (gene txlnba). The record is from RefSeq and is a predicted model, not a curated record. Bases 132 to 2378 code for a protein of 748 amino acids. Gene Ontology annotation, molecular function: syntaxin binding. Lineage: Eukaryota; Metazoa; Chordata; Actinopteri; Cypriniformes; Leuciscidae. The transcript is spliced from 10 exons.